Molecule: messenger RNA, 1839 nt
Organism: Portunus trituberculatus (swimming crab)
Lineage: Eukaryota; Metazoa; Arthropoda; Malacostraca; Decapoda; Portunidae
Product: O-glucosyltransferase rumi homolog
Exons: 8
Coding region: 109-1326 (405 amino acids)
Biological process (GO): positive regulation of Notch signaling pathway; protein O-linked glycosylation
Cellular component (GO): endomembrane system
Molecular function (GO): UDP-xylosyltransferase activity; UDP-glucosyltransferase activity
Source: RefSeq, a predicted model, not a curated record
AGCACAGGUAGCCUGUAGGCAACUCGCCGCUCGCGGUGCUUCUUAACCUGUAAAAGCAACUACAUCACAGCAUCUGACCUUGCAUGUGGGUGAAACAGUAUCCACAUCAUGCUGAGAAAGAUAGUGACAGUAAUGUUGCUCAUUGGUGUUGGUGGACAUGGCGAUUUAAAGGAAACAUGUGACGUUAGCCAGAGGGAAAAGUGUAGUGAGGAGACAGAUGAGAGGAUCACCAGGUACAGCAGAGAUACCAAUGAGAAAUGGGCUCAUUUUAUUGCAAAGAUAGAUGAGGCAGUAUCAGCAUACAAGCCAUGUGCAGCUGACAAAUGUUCGUGUCAUUAUCAUCUAAUAAAAGAUGAUCUCUUUGUGUUCAAAGAUGGAAUAAGCAAAGAGACACUCCAGUCUGCCAGAGAAAGGGGAACAUUUUAUCAAAUCAUCAACCACAAACUGUACAGGCAAAGAGACUGCAUGUUCCCCAGCCGAUGCAGUGGCAUUGAACACUUCAUUCUGAAGGUGAUUGACAAGUUACCAGACAUGGAGAUGGUGAUCAACACUCGAGAUUGGCCACAGGUUCCUCAGUCAUAUGGAAUGAAGAUGCCAGUGUUCUCCUUCAGUAAGACUGAAGAGUACAUUGACAUAACCUAUCCAGCCUGGACAUUUUGGGAGGGUGGUCCAGCUAUCUCUCUCUACCCAACAGGGCUGGGCCGGUGGGAUCUUCAUCGUGCUUCCCUUGCUGCUGCUUCCAAGAAGUGGCAGUGGCAAAUUAAGAAGACACAAGCAUUUUUCAGAGGAUCACGUACCAGCUCUGAGAGGGACCCUUUGAUUUACCUUUCGCGGGACUCUCCUCAUCUUGUUAAUGCUCAGUACACAAAAAACCAAGCUUGGAAGUCAGAUGCUGAUACACUGUUUGCUCCACCUGCAAGUGAAGUGUCCUUAGAAGACCAUUGCCAGUACAAGUAUCUCUUCAACUACCGGGGAGUAGCGGCAAGCUUCAGGUUCAAGCACUUGUUUUUAUGCGGCUCGCUAGUGUUUCACUCCGAAGACAGAUGGAUUGAGUUCUUUUAUCCCAGAAUGAAGCCAUGGGUCCACUACAUUCCUGUCAGAACUGGUGCCUCUAAAAAUGAGAUAAGGGAACUUCUUCAGUUUGCCCAAGAGAAUGAUCCUGUUGUUUCCCAAAUUGCUGAAAGAGGUCAGAACUUCAUCAAGAACCAUCUAAGGAUGAAGGAUGUGCUAUGCUACUGGAAAAAACUUCUUGUUUCAUAUGCCAGUCUGUUGAAUUACCAACCACUUCAUGAGGAUAAACUGGUUGAAAUUACUAAGAAGUCUUGAGUAAGGGAAAAUGUAUCAGGCAUUCUUGAAAUUAUCUGUUUUUACACUUUUAUGAAGUAAGUCUGUAAUGUUGCAUUUGCCUGGAGCAUUGAUCUGUGGUUAUUAGGAUAAUGAAACUACAAAUUUUCAAAUUUGCUUAAGCAAUGAAUUAUCAAUCACCUUAUGGUGGUUUGUAGUAAACUUCAUUAAAUGCAUGUUUUAUGAGUUAGUAGCCUUCACUCAUAUUGUGUUUAUUUAUACUGUAUUAUGUAUUAUAUUGACUGCAAAUCCUAUUCAGCUUUCAUAACAAACCAGUUCAUGAGCUAUGAAUGUUGGCUUUGUAGUCGAUAAAUUGCACAGAUACUCCUGACUUACGAACAUCCAGAAACGUGACCAAAAAUCUCUGCAUGUCCAGAUUUUGUCUGUUAUUCCAUUUGAGUUUGUUAUUUGUUACAUACCUGCUGCCUGUGUCACAUGGCCAAUACCCAUGCUAAUCAGCCAGGUGUACUGUAGAAAUUAACUGUAUGGAGGAUA